CGAAUUUCUUAAAAGAAGAACGAAGGGGCAAAUACAAAUGGAAAUGUGCCGUUUAAAUUAUAAGAAUAGCAAUGUGUGAGAAACUAUGAGAAAGAACGCGGAAGCGCAAAGAAGACAACAAUACGUAACACGGUCAAAAGCGGGAAAAGAUAAUAAAAAUAAAAACGAAAGUGAAGAUAAAGCUGUGAGCGAAGUAGAAAGUGACAAUAAUAACAAGAGCGAAAACAUGGAGGCUAAAAUCGAAGAAAAUAGUAAAAGUUUACACGACAUAAUUCAAUUGCUUACUCUAAAAAUUCAAGCUGACGAAAUUCGUCAAAAUGAGCCCAAAAUUGCAACAGAAAAUUUCGCGAAAGUUUUGCCUAAUUUUGAUGGGAAAAGUGUGCCGGUGGAACGUUGGCUGGCUAAAUUGGGCAAAACGAGACCGCGUAUAACCUAACUGAGCAACAAAAAUAUGUGAAAGCUCGCGGAAAAAUGACACAGAUGGAACAACUACAUCUCGAAUCGGUGUUUGUAAGUACAUAUGAAGAGCUAUUAAAAGAGUUUAAACGUACGUUUGCAAGUGCCGUAAUACAUAAGAAGUUAAGCGAAAGAAGAAAAAAAAGUAACUAAACAUCCCAUCAAUAUGUGUUAAGCAUGAAAAAAAUAGCAGCGGUAGGUGAAGUUGGGAGUGAAUCUGUCAUACGUUACAUUGUUGACGGAUUGAAUGUCAAAAGCGAAUGCAAAUACAGUAUGUACGGCUGCAAAUCGUACCAUGAUCUUUACGAAAAAUAUGAUGUACUUGACCAUAUGAACGAUAUCGAAAAGAAAUAUAAACAAUACGGUCCUGUAAAAAGAAGUACACAGAGUGAAAAAAUAACUCGUUGUUUUAAUUGUGGGUCCCCAGACCAUUUAAGAAAGGACUGUAAAACUGAUACUAAAUGUUUCAAAUAUAAUGGAGCUGGAAAUAUCUCUAAAACCUGCCCGCAGUUUUCAAAACGCAUUCAAGUGAUUAAGGACAAUAAAAGGUGUAAGACUAUGCAAUUCUGUAUGACGCUUUACUGGGGUUUGAUUUUGCAUCUAAUUUCAGCUUAACGCUCGAUGACAGUGGCUACAAAUUCACGAAAACGAUAGGUCAAGAGGGUAGUGACACAUCGAGUGAACUAAUGGUCUACAAUGUCUCGGAAAAUAAAGUAGAAAUCAACUCACCGCAGCAGUUCCAGUCGCUAAUACGAUCGAUAAUUAAAGAUUACAAACCAACGGAAAGCAAUGUUGAGUGUCCUGUGUUCCUGAAAAUACUUCCAGAUGGUCAGAUUACGCCGUUUCGUCAGCAGACAAGUCGUCAUCCACCUGUUGAAUGUGAUGCCAUAAAAGAACAAGUUGACGAAUGGCUGGAAAAUGGUGUGGUACGCAAAUCAACAUCUAACUUCGCUAGUAGAGUGGUUAUUGUAAAAAAGAAAGAUAGCACAGUACAGAUAGUACAGAGUUUGCGUUGAUUUUCGGCAGUUAAACAGCAUGGUGCUAAAAGACUGCUUCCCAGUACCCCUCAUUGAAGACGUGCUCGAAAGGCUUCAAGCGGCAAAAAUGUUCAUUGUCAUGGACCUGGAAAACAGAUUUUUCCAUGUACCCAUUGACGAGCCAAUUCGCAAAUUGACGGCAUUUAUCACAAAGCAGGGCCUUUACGAGUUCAACAAAGCCCCGUUUGGGUUUUGCAAUUCCCCUGAUACGUUUGUAAGAUUUAUCACUUACGUUUUCCAAAAUCUCGUUGACCAAGAUAUGAUGCAGAUUUAUGUGGACGACAUUAUCAUCUACGCACAAACGUCUGAAGAAUGUAUCACCAAGCGGAAGCAAGUACUGUCAGUGGCGUCCAAUUACAACCUAAACAUCAAAUGGAGGAAGUGUCAUUUUUUGGAGAGCAAGAUCGACUUUCUUGACCAUACAAUAGAAGGUGGCAAAAUUUGGCCGGGCCAAGAGAAAACAAGCGCUGUUAGAAAUUUCGAUACACCGAGAAAUGUCAAAGCGGUGCAAUCCUUUUUAGGAUUAACCGAAUUUUUCCGAAAAUUUAUAAAAAAAGGGUAUGCA
Rhagoletis zephyria (snowberry fruit fly) is the source of this 2058-nucleotide messenger RNA. RefSeq lists its product as uncharacterized. Lineage: Eukaryota; Metazoa; Arthropoda; Insecta; Diptera; Tephritidae. The record is from RefSeq and is a predicted model, not a curated record.